AUGAGGAUGGUAAAAGCAAACAGCGGACAUAAUUUCGAACUUCUUCAAGAGAAGCUUGAUAAACAGACGGAUGCAUUGGAACGUAAAAUGUUAGAUGUAAAGCCGUGGUAUUUACAAGGUGAAGUUGCAGCUACUAAACGAAAUGAGAAUACCUUGCUUGAAGAACACUUUGACGUACAACGCCACGGUCUUUUCAAGCCAGAUGUUCAUGAUGAAGCUGCUAUAAAUGACUACAUUAUAAAAGCCAUCAAAGAAAGAAUGUUUGACAGUCCUGUUUUCAAAGUUAAGGAAUUUAAAGGGCCUUCUAAGGAAAUCCCAUUACAAAAUGUUGUUCAGAAGUCACUGGUAGAAGAGUAUGAAAGUUUUCUCAAAAGAAAUCAGAUUCUUGAAGAAGACCAAGGAGACCCUCAAAAGAAUGCAAUCCAAGCUGAAAUGUUGGAGCUCUUCGACAAGUUAGAUAGACUUUCUAGUCUCCAUUUUGUGCCACAUAAGUACAUACCCGCUUCCACGUCUGCUAAGAAUGAUGCAGCAUCAAAAUUAGAAGAACCUGGACCUACAGUCGUUUCAACAGCCAAUCUCCUAGCUCCAGAAGAGAUUUGCCCACCAAGAGGUGAAAUACUUAUUGGUAAAAAUGAGCGCACUCUUGCUGACCGUCGGCGACAUCGUCGAAAACUAAUGAGGAUAAGAUCGAAACAACUUAAUCCCCCGAAGAAGGGGAAAGUAAAUGAACAGCAAAUGGCCAUGGCCAAAGUAACCAAAAUGGCACAUCGACCGAAUUCUAACAUUAAAAUUGUAAAGUAA
Molecule: messenger RNA, 801 nt
Organism: Schistosoma margrebowiei
Lineage: Eukaryota; Metazoa; Platyhelminthes; Trematoda; Strigeidida; Schistosomatidae
Source: the annotation of a GenBank genome assembly